CCUCCCAUCUUGUUUAAAGACUCUGGUUUGUUUCACAGAUGCUUGGAGUUUUUUUUUUUUUUUUUUUUUUGCUGGUCUACAAGCAUCACCAUGAAACAGACUCCUGAAUUCAGAAAAUUUUGGGAUGUAGGCAAAGAAGUGCCUUUUAUUCAAGAUGAACAGAUGCCAAAGAAACUAACACACUGCCUGAAAUGGUUCUCUUGUACCCUUGUUGGCAUGCUCGUCUUUGUCCUUGCACUCCUCAGUAAAACAUCAUUUCUACUUUUGAUAACAUUUGGAAAUAAUCAAACAGAAAUUGUUCCUUUAGACCAAAAACCGACUGCUCUACUUGCCAUUGGGUUUGUUCUGGUCGGGCCAAGUGUUCUACUUCUGCUUAAAAGCACAUGGAAGUUUAUUUUCAAGAAUGGUAACAUGCCAUCUAAAAAAACUGUUUUCUGGGUCCUUUGUGUUGAAAUCCUGGUAGCAUUGGGAGCUGCAGUUCUUACAAUAGUAGCCAUGCCACACUUUGACAUUGUCACUAAUGUGAUGAUCCUAAACAGCAUAAGCAUCCUAUCUGCAUUUUUUCAAGUGGAUGCUGAGUUCCUCGGCAGAAAGAGGAAGCAUCUUUUGAUUCCCCCGUUUUUUUCCAUUUUCUUUAUAGUCCUGGGUUAUGUGCUGUUUGCAGUGAACUAUCUGGUAUUUGAAAGUUCUCUCCGCGUAUCAGUAGGACUUGCUAUGUUUGGGACCAUCUGUGUUUCUGUGAACUGGUGGGAAAACUACAGCCCACUUUUCACCAUCCUGUCCCUAAAGAAGAUUUCCAAAGACAUGGUGAAGUCCAGUAAUGCGGUGAACAUCAUCUCCAGUUUGACAAGAAUCCUGAUUACUUCAGCUGUGAUUGGAGCUUAUGUCGCUCUAACAGGUGAUGGCUGGAAAUCUGUCAAAAUCAUCUUCGAAACGGUUGUCAUUGCAUUGGUUGUCAUCCAGACUCUAUCCUCAGCCUUGUGUCGCUGGUUUGUGGUUGUGGCUUGCAAGAUGCACGCUUUGCGCCGUAGCUUUGUUAUGCCCAUGUACUUUGCCUCAAUCAUCGUUUUGGCAGUGUUUUUGUCUCCACUUAUUUACAGCCUCCCAUUGUCUAAUAACACUUCAAUCACUCUAGAAAAAAGUGAAUCCAGUACAGAAUGGGUGGAGGUUUUGCUGACAGAUGCUAUACAAACUUUACUAACUAGGGACAUUGUGGUAAACAUGAAAACAGAAGGACUGGUCUGUUUGGGCUGUUCUGCUCUCUGCUGGUGGCUGGGGCUUGUGCUCAGCACAAUUUACAUCUGGUUCCUGAAGAUCCAUCGAAUUGAAAGAACCCAAGAUCUGUUUGUGCAACGGAUGUAUGAAGGAGCGUUUUUGGAGCAGUCCUUGAUGCUGAACACCCGUUUUGAAAUCGGAAAGAAAAUCAAGGAGAAUGAAGUUGCAGAACCAACAAAAAAAAUCAAAGUGUUUCUGUGUGCAACAAUGUGGCAUGAAACCUACGAUGAAAUGAUGAAGAUAAUCAUCUCCAUGUUCAGGCUUGAUAAAUAUAGACCAAAACAUGGAAAGCACAGUGAUGUUGAGUUUGAAUUUCAUAUUUAUUUUGACGACGCUUUCAAGGAUGUCAAUAAUGGAAGGGGGCGGCUUACAAAUGAAUACGCUGAAAUUCUUGUGGACGUAAUUAAAGAAAUUUACAUCAUUUUUAGUGAGGAGGAUCCAUGUGUGUUCAAGGAGAUGCCAUCAUUACCAAGCCAGAAGAUCAUACACACUCCUUAUGGUGGUCGACUGGAAUACACCCUUCCAAAUGGCAAUGUCAUGAUGGUUCAUCUCAAAGACAAGCAACUUAUCCGUCACAAAAAAAGAUGGUCUCAGAUAAUGUACUUGUAUUACAUUCUUGGCUGGAGACUCAACAAACAGUACUAUGAAAACCUUAAAGCAGGUGAAGAACCGGAACUCAUUAAGAAGAAACUGAAGAGUGACAGGGAGAACACAUAUAUCCUGGCUUUGGAUGGGGAUACUGAUUUCCAGCCAUCUGCAGUCAUGCUGUUAAUUGACAGACUUAAAAUAUACCCAGAAGUUGGAGCAGCCUGUGGCAGGAUUCAUCCAACAGGAACAGGACCAGUGGUGUGGUAUCAAAAGUUUGAAUAUGCUGUAGGCCACUGGCUACAAAAGACUGCAGAGCAUGUAUUUGGUUGUGUGCUGUGCAGCCCUGGAUGUUUUAGUCUUUUCAGAGGAGCUGCACUCAUGGAUGACAACGUCAUGAAGAGAUACACAACCAAAGCCAGUGAAGCCAGCCACUAUAUCCAGUAUGAUCAAGGUGAGGACCGCUGGUUGUGCACUCUACUGCUGCAGCAGGGUUGGAGAGUGGAGUACAAUGCAGCAUCUGAUGCCUACACCAAUGCUCCACAGGAUUUUAAAGAGUUCUACAACCAACGCAGGCGCUGGGGACCUUCUACCAUGGCCAACACUAUUGACCUCCUGGGCUCAGGACAACUGACUGCUCAGAGGAACAGCUCUAUCUCAAAACUUUAUAUAUUGUACCAAGUUAUCAGCAUGGCAGCUUCCAUCUUAGGUCCUGCUACUAUUUGCCUCAUGAUAUCAGGAAGCUUUGUUUUCAUCUUUAACAUGGAGGAAAAUAGUGCACUUGCUUUGGCUAUAGUGCCCCCUACAGUCUACCUCAUCCUGUGCUUCAAACUGAAAUCUGAUGUGCAGAUUACCAUUGCAGCAAUCAUGAGCCUUCUCUAUGCAUUUCUGAUGGCAGGAACAGUUCUCUCCAUCAUUGGAGAUUUAGUGAAGCAAAAUACUUUUAUGACCCCUAGUGGUCUGUUUCUUAUUGGCAUGGUCAUACUGUACCUCACCACAGCAGCUUUGCACCCUAAGGAGUUCUCAAUGGUCAUCUAUGGACUGCUAUACUUCAUCUGUGUUCCUAGUGGCUAUUUGCUCUUAGCCAUUUACUCCAUUGUCAACAUGAACAAUGUCUCAUGGGGGACUCGUGAAUCUGGCGUCCAGGUGAAGACUUCUGCAUUAGACAACAUAAAAAAAAAGUUCAUGAAAGCCACCUGCUGCAGAUGUCCAUGCUUUGAAUCUGAGGAUGAAAUGAACAAGGAGGUAUUACAAGCAGAAAAUACAAAUAAAACUGAAAUGCUACAAAUGACAUUGAAAAUACAAAGUGCAAAUGACUUCGCAAUCAAUACUCAUAAAAGUGUAGAUAAACAAACUUGGAUUGAACAUUUGCUGCCGAAAUUUGGUUUUUGCUUGACACCAGAAUCUGAACUUUCUAUGGAUGAAAUCGAUUUCUGGAUAGAUUUGCAGAAAAAAUAUCUAGAACCUCUAAAGGAAAAUAAAGAACAACAGGAAAAAAUAGCUAAUGAUCUUAGAGAACUUCGAAAUAAGGCUACAUUGGUAUAUUUCUUCUGCAAUGCACUUUGGCUUGUGGCAACUUUCUUUCUUCAAGCAAUUGGUGAAGCCGUCUAUAUCAAGAUCCCAAAAAUCUAUCCUAAUGGGACAUAUGCUGCAAAAGAACUUUUGUCCCUUGAUCCAAUUGAACUGAUGUUUCUACUUGGCUUUGCAGGACUGCUGCUAAUGCAGUUUUUUGCAAUGCUUUACCACAGAAUCUACACAUUAAUCCAUUUUGUGGCAUAUGCUGAAACAGAAGAAAAAGCCCCGAGAAAGAAGGUUGCACAGAUCGUGGACGACAAUCAUGAGACUUCUGAGGAUGACACAAUAUGUUUUGAGAACCCCUAUGUUAUGACAAGACAUAUAACUUAUGUAUAAGAUUUUGGAUUUACCUCUCAGUUAAUAAGACCCAGAGCCUCCAGAUCUAGACCCAGAGUCUUCAGACCUAGAGCUUCUAGUGCCUGAUCAAGGCCUCCUUUGCUCCAUGGUCCAUACACACUUUCGAACCACAGACCUGGCUCUCCAUCUUACACCCUGUUCCAUCACCCUCCUUGACUCUUUGUUUUUCUGUUCAUUUGAAAUUCACACUUUUUAGGCAGUAUGGGGUUUUCUGCUACAUGUCAUGUUCCUGGUUGUGUUUGUUGUAUUUUUGCUUCGCCCUCUCCCCUUGUUUCCUGUGCCAUGCCCCUUUUGAAAUAAGCCCCUUUGCUUUUCUUACUAUUUUUAAAAACGUAAUUUAGUCAUGAUUUAUUGCUGUCUAUGUUCUUAGAUCCUGCCUUGUUUUGUUCAAUAAUUAUUUAUUAUGAUAAACAAAGAUGAUCAGGAAGGCGGAUCAAUAUUGCACUAGGGAUGGGACAAAAUUCAGUGCAUUUCGAUUCUUUCUCCAAUGAUUCUGAAUCGAUUCUGAAAAGUUAACAAUUGAUUCUUUUUUCAAAUUAGUCAAAACAGAAGAAGACUCCAAACAGAAAAAUAAUAAGCGUUUAUAGGUGUGAGGUGUGGACCAGUGUGGAACUUUUGAUCCGUUGUGUGACCGGCUUCAAGACACUGUUCAAAAUACUUCUGCCACUGAAAGUGAAAUCUUUUCAUCAUAAACAUGAUGAUGCUGUGCCACACUGCACCACUGACCUGGUGUGCCAGUGGUUUUGAAAUCACUAAAGGAGGCACGUAAUACAUGGACACCAAUUACAGAAUCGUAGGUCAUCAUUACAACACACUCAGUUAUGAGUGAAGGCUGCCGGCUUGUGUUCUGCAAAUGCAGGUUGUGAAUGAAACUGAAUUAAGUCUAAAGCACAUAGUUUUGAAAAAUUACAAUGUUUUAAAGCUUGUUUUAUGCUUUAAGCUGAAUACUAGUAUCUUGCUGAAUACUUGGUAAAAUAUCAUUUACUGACAAUGACAAGGAUGAAACAAAUUAGUUAUUAAAAUGAAUGUUAUUGAAAAUUGUUUUCUCUCAUAGAAAGCACUUAGGAAUAUUUUAAAAAGAAUCAUUAUUUUGCAAGAGAGCUAAUAAUUUUGCCUUCAA
This is a messenger RNA of Danio rerio (zebrafish), 4912 nucleotides long. The record is from RefSeq and is a predicted model, not a curated record. NCBI's taxonomy places the organism in Eukaryota, Metazoa, Chordata, Actinopteri, Cypriniformes, Danionidae.